GUUAAAAUUUUUUUACAUCGUAUAUUUUUAACAGAUCGCAUGAAAAAGCGAGAUUUAACGAGAAGUUAACGGCCAUGGCAAAGAGAAAUUAAAAUGGCGGACAUAGGCACACCUAGUAGGCAUGAGAAAAGUUUAGGGCUAUUAACAACAAAAUUUGUGUCUCUACUACAAGAAGCUAAAGAUGGUGUUCUAGAUUUGAAAAUGGCAGCAGACACGCUUGCUGUGCGACAAAAAAGAAGGAUUUAUGAUAUAACCAAUGUACUGGAAGGGAUUGGAUUAAUCGAAAAGAAGUCGAAGAACAGUAUUCAGUGGAAGGGGGCAGGACCUGGAUGUAACACUAGGGAAAUCUCUGAACGUCUAGUGGCUUUAAAAGAGGAACUUCGCCUGCUUGAACAGACAGAAGAAGAACUCGACCUCCACCACUGUUGGGCACAGCAGAGUAUUCGAAAUAUCACAGAAGACCAAACAAAUUUCCAGCUAGCCUACGUCAGUCAUGAUGACAUCUGUCGUUGUUUCGAAGGUGAUACUCUACUAGCAAUACAAGCCCCUUCGGGAACUCAGUUGGAAGUGCCUCUACUAGAGGAGUAUGGAUCACAGAAGAAGAAAUAUCAGACUCAUCUGAAGUCAAAUUCUGGACCUAUUAAUGUCCUACUGGUAAAUAAAGAAAGUGAUUCAUCCAGUCCUGUUGUAGUUCAGGUCCCCCCUCCUUGUGAAGAUCCAAAUGAUAUGUCGUCAACUUUAAAUACAGAAGACAAUGGUUCUCUGACUGCUGCUUCAUCAUUGGAAGAACAGAUGACACCAUCUUCAAAUACUCGUGCUUCUGCCCGACAGUUACAACAGCAACAAGUGUCAUCCCCAAAAUCUACAACAGAACUGAUAGAGGAAUUGAUGGAAGUUCAAGCUAGCUCUUGCCCACCAGUCACACGUAUGUCUACAAGACAGUCACAAAGGAAAUCAAACCAACGGCAAACUGGAACUUCCAGUAGGAAAACGGGGAAGCUAGAAACUUCUCAAACGCCUGUUGAAGCCAGUGCUAAAAUAGAAAUCACUGCAGAUGGAGCCACUGGAAGUGUGGAAAAAGAGACAAAAGAACUUUCAGAUGAAUUCUUAGAUCCUACUAAAGUUACGGCCAUUGACCAGGAUUUCCUUGAUGAACUGAUAUCCUCAGAUAUGUUUUCUCCAUUACUGAGGCUUAGCCCACCUCCCAGUGACAGAGACUACUGCUUCAACCUGUGUGACACUGAGGGUGUCUGUGAUCUAUUUGAUGUACAUAUGAUUCCCUUUUGACUUGUAGAGUUGAAUGUGGUUUCAUUGCAUUUAUUAUUACAUAAUACCUCAUUUUCCUGUUUGAGGAAAGGACACACAAGCAGCAACUGGUUUGUUUCAGAUGUCUUUCUGGUCAUUUUGGUCAGUGUGAGAUAUAUUUAUGUAAUGUUACUGAGAAAAUUUUGUUAACAAAUAGACUCCUGUUUCAUCAUUUUUUCCACUCAUUUUGGACUCUGGAUCAUUUGCGUCUGAACAAUGAUGUCGUGAACAACAGAACUCGGUGUGAUUAAUUCAAUGUUAAUGGUGGGCACUGUCCGAUUAAGUGUCAUCAGUACUUCAGGUAUUAGCGCUUUUCAUCACAUGGCAUGGUCAUGUCAGAUAUUGAUAUCAGUUCAGAUGUUGUUAAUAUGGUCACAUUAUCUGUUUUUGAUUCUUUAUAUGGUCAGUUCAAGUGAUAUUAAAGAAGAAUGUUAUAUAUAACACUGUCGUGAAGUAGGUACCAAAUCAAUGGUUGACUAAAAUAUAUAUAUAUAUUUAAGAACAUUUUUUUAUUUUGUUUUUCUUGUAUAUGUAGCUUUUUAAAAUUAAUUAAGCAGACACGUUGAUAUUCAGUAUAUUUGUGUUUUGUUUUAAAUGUCCAAGUUUUGUUAUCCACUCGGACUUUUUUAGCAUUAGGAAGUUUUAAUAAACAUGCGUUAAAGACGUCUUUAAGCACGUACUGACGGGUGUUAUAACUUAUGCCAUGUAACAUCUACACCGAUAUGUUUUUUAUAAUAAUGAUGAAUAAGUUUCACAUUGUAUGUUUUAACAGGAACAGAGUUGUAGUUUUCAUAAUUGUAGAUAUAAUGGUGAAGUUAUAAUAAUUAUUGUAAACACUUUCUGUGGAGAAGGCUUUUCAGAAGAUUUUUUCUUUAUAUAUAUAUAUACACACACAUACCAGAUAGUAUAAAAUACAAGUUACCAUUUCAUGGUAUUACUAAGGGUAGUUUAUCUUUUCCUUACAGUGUUUGCUCCCUCUAUCUUUUUUUUUUUUUUAACAACUGGCAGGAAAUUAGUUUUCAAAAAUAACUUGAUAGAAAACAGUUACCAUAGGCUUGCUUUAAUUCUUUCACUAUAAAGUACGUUUUUUUUUGAGGAUUAUUAAAGUCAUGCUUUAGAGAUUGGUAAUUCAAGUGUACAAACAACAACAAAAUUUCGACAUAUUAAGAAUAUUUAACCAACACUACAAGUAUAUUUUCAAUCACGAUCUUGGGGCAGCAUUGAAUGUAUUAAAAUUUGUUUAGUAAUCUGAUUGAACUAUAACAAAUAUAAAAUAGUUAAAAUUUGGUAAGAGCCGUAAGGUGUUAUGCAUAAAACAGGAGUACUCUCCAUACGUCGGCUAUAUUGCAUUUAUAGACAUCAAAGGAGUUAUUUAGUUCCUAGUUAGUGAUGUAAAUAUUGCUUGUAAGUUUCCUUAGAGAUGUAUAUAAAAGUAAAUGAAAAAAAAACAACAUUCCAGAACAGUAAGUAUCGGAAAGCAUUUUAGUGUCAUUCUUCUAUACAAACAGCUUAGUGUUCCCGUUGAUGAUGUAAAGAGUUUGGGUGUAAGUUUUUGGAAGAUAUUAUUAAAUGUUCAGAAACAGACAUAAAACAACUCACUUUGUGACCCCGGAGAAUGGUGGAAUAUAUUCUAGUUUGGGUUUGAUGUACAACGCUAGAUUUCUGAUAUCAUUAAGCUCCUUUUGUAGGCAUCAAAACUAUUACUUGUAUCCAGGAUAUAUACUUCCAGGGAUUCCUGCUAGAAGAAAUAUAUUAAUGUCUGUCGAAAGGUAAUGGGGAGGGGGGCAUUUUGAAGAAGGUCGUAAAAAUGACAAGUCAAAAAAUUCCAUGUCCUGCUUCAUCACUUUUUGUAAUUUUUUGUCAAGUAGUGCCGAGGCAUUUUCCACAAACAUGACAAUGUGUUACUUGUCUUACAGUUAUAAUACACAGUGCUGUUUGAUACAGUGACCAAAAAUAAUUAGCCACAGCACUGAACAUAAUGCAAAGUUGAGCAGUUACCCAAAAAUUGGGGUCUCUCAUUAUUGAUUUUCAUAAGUGAGUAACGACCUUCAACUAUAGAAUAUCAGGGCAAGUUUUCAUGCAAUUACAGAAUGACUUGGGGGGGGGGGUGGAGAAAUCCUUGGAUCAUCCAGGGGAAAACAUUUGUUUACCAGGUAUAAUAAUGGGGUCAUGCGAACUGUGACUUCACAUCAGAUUUUUUUACAACUUAAUAAAUAAAAUAUUGUGAAUAAAUAGAUGAAUUUGCCUUAACUUAGGUUUUGUUUCCAUAGUGCUGAAUGGGGAAAUUUUACACUCAAUAUACAGCACAAUAUGUUGCAGCUUUGUCAUCCAUAGUUAACCCCAUUUGUGAAUAAACUAAUCAACAAAUUAACCUUAACUUAGGUUUUGUUUCCAUAGUGCUGAAUGGGGAAAUUUUACACUCAAUAUACAGCACAAUAUGUUGCAGCUUUGUCAUCCAUAGUUAACCCCAUUUGUGAAUAAACUAAUCAACAAAUUAACCUUAACUUAGGUUUUGUUUCCAUAGUGCUGAAUGGUGAAAUUUUACACCCAAUAUACAGCACAAAAUGUUGCAGCUUUGUCAUCCAUAGUUGACCCCAUUUGUGAAUAAACUAAUCAACAAAAUCACCUUAACUUAGGUUUUGUUUCCAUAGUGCUGAAUGGUGAAAUUUUACACCCAAUAUACAGCACAAUAUGUUGCAGCUUUGUCAUCCAUAGUUAACCCCAUUUGUGAAUAAAUUAAUCAACAAAAUAAAGAAAAUUAUUUCAAGUAUAGAUGCACUUAAUGAUUAAAAUAUAAUCUUCAGUAUCCUGAACUUAACCGUAGAUUGGUGCUUCAUCAGUUAUAUCAACAGUACUGUAAUCAUAAGAAUAUUAGAGUUAUUGGUCUGUACAGGAUUUUUCUUUUAUCAACUACUACUAUUUAACUACAGGAGAUCGUGGACUAGUCAUCGUAGGCCACAACAAAUAUUUGGAAUACGUUUUAAACCUGAUAAUGAGCUACAAAAUCACAGUAAAAUAACCUGUAAUUUUAAACUCUUCAUUCUGAAAUGUAUACUUUAACAGUGUAUCAUUUACAGUCUCUUUUAUUUAGUUUUGAGAGUAAGAUUAGAAACUGAACCUUCACUUUUCCUUGUGAUGCCUUAGGUAUUUAUUAAUGCAGUAGAAGUACAUAAAAUGUUUAUAUAGUCACCUUUGUUGCAUAAACCGAAACUGUUGAGAAAAAACACAGAAAUGACUGAGUUGCAUAUGAGGUAUUCUGCAUACACAGUUUAAAAUAUAUAUAUAACUCGUUUGAUAUAUGUUUCUUGUAUCUGUACUGAAUGCAAUGCAGCUUUAGUAACUUACCUUGAAUUUUACCUUUAAUCGUGUUGCAUACAUCUCGUUAAAAGUACCUGAUGAGUGUUAAAAUGUGAACUAGAUUGUGUUUUUACUACCAUGAAAAAGUCUUUGUUAAACUUUUUAAAACAGUGAUGUGUAGGAAGGGGUUUGUACCCCCCCACUAGCAAAUUGAAGAUGACUGUUGUAUGCACAAACAGUGAUAUUUCUUUGUAUAAGUAUGUUUAACCUAAGGAGAUGAAAACGUGGACCAAAGUUACCAUAGUGAAACAAACUGUUGAAAAUAUGAAGUUUUUUUUUUUAUAAUAUAUUAAAAUGUGGUCAGUGUGAAGAAAUUUAAUUUACACAUAGCUUACAAAAACACUUAACUUCAUCUGAUAUUUUUUGCUCCUUGACCGAUUUUAAUUAGAAAAUUCAUCAUUUCUCUGAGUAAGUUAUUUAACUCGUUAACUCAAAAAAUAGUUAAAAAGUUGUCCAAUUGCUUUUUGUAUGUUGGAAACAACAUAUUCUUAUACUUUAAUAAAGUAUUUAUUAACUGUUAGUUUAAAAUUCUUUAUUUUGGCUAAGAAGAAAAGUAAGUCGUAAUCUAAACAAGCAUACCUCAACCGUUUCCAUACCAGAGACUGGUGCUGUCGCCCUAGAUUAGCUGGAAUCAAUAAAAUGCAAGUAUAAUUAAAAACCAUUACAGAAUAUAUAUAUAUAUGAAUAUUCUUUCAAUUUUUGUUUGUAUAUUUGUUUUCUGGAAAUCCCACAGGCUGGUAAGGUGGCAGUCCACAGACUGAGGGUUGAGAAACACUGAUGUAAGCUAUUCUGCCACAUAUAAUUGAAUACUAAGAGAGAUAUUUUAUACACAAAACAGUACAUAUAGAUCUCCUAAUAAGUUCAUUUUUAAAACUUAACAUUCUUUUAAGAGUUUCUUUUAUAAUAGCUAUAAAACAUUAAAAUUUGAUGUUUUCAAGUUGUAAGGAUCAUUUUUUGUUCCAUGUACAUGUUUAGACAUGACGUACAGAAAGUUUCAGAAUUUGAAGGAUUUAUAUCGUUAAAACAUCUCUACUGUUUUUGGUUUGUAAAGGUCCUUUGUAGUUGUUGAUUUUAACCCAUUACUACAUUUUCAUUCUACAUGAUACCUUGGUAAAGUUGAAAUGAGUGUGUGUUUUGUGUAAUAAAAAAUACUGACUUUGUUGCAA
Molecule: messenger RNA, 5828 nt
Organism: Limulus polyphemus (Atlantic horseshoe crab)
Lineage: Eukaryota; Metazoa; Arthropoda; Merostomata; Xiphosura; Limulidae
Product: transcription factor E2F5-like
Exons: 9
Coding region: 94-1287 (397 amino acids)
Biological process (GO): regulation of transcription by RNA polymerase II
Cellular component (GO): RNA polymerase II transcription regulator complex
Molecular function (GO): DNA-binding transcription factor activity, RNA polymerase II-specific; RNA polymerase II cis-regulatory region sequence-specific DNA binding; protein dimerization activity
Source: RefSeq, a predicted model, not a curated record